AUGAGUACAAUCGCGCGUACAAUUGCUGGAAAUGAACCAACACAAGAGUUGUUCAUAUCGCAAUACGUCCGAGGUGGUAACGAGUACUCGCGAUGGACUUAUACGACGAUGUUUCCGCUUGGAGAAAAGCCCGAAUACGUUUAUAUGCCGAAAAUACGUCCUUUGACCAAUGUAUCACCAUCAUCAGUGCUGCCUGCACCCUCAUCUCCUGUCAUUAACACGAAUGCAGAAAAUGUUAACGAUGUAAAUGAAACAAAGCAAAUGAUCACAAAGAAUUUAUCGGUAUAUAUCACAAAGCAACUGUCAACAUGUGAAAAUGCAUUACAGAAGGCUCGUGUGAAUAUAGACAACCUGAAGAUUUUGGCUGGAAAAGAUACUCAAACGGAUUUACAAAGACUCGACAAGGAAACAAAAGCGUUACUCGGUGAAAUUAACAGUUUGAACGAUGCGUUGCGUAAAUCGAAUGACUCUAAUGGCGAAAUUAACGUCAGCGAGAAGUUGAAAGUAAAAUAG
Molecule: messenger RNA, 513 nt
Organism: Anisakis simplex (herring worm)
Lineage: Eukaryota; Metazoa; Nematoda; Chromadorea; Rhabditida; Anisakidae
Source: the annotation of a GenBank genome assembly